This is a messenger RNA of Saccostrea echinata, 1402 nucleotides long. Its product is annotated as cartilage matrix protein-like. The coding region runs from base 40 to 1302 and encodes 420 amino acids. Lineage: Eukaryota; Metazoa; Mollusca; Bivalvia; Ostreida; Ostreidae. The transcript has 7 exons. The record is from RefSeq and is a predicted model, not a curated record.
ACUACAAUACUGAGACUGGCCCGGUAAAGGAGGGAGAAAAUGGCGCCAAUUUCCAGCUUUGGACUGCUUAUUGCACUUCUGUUUCAUUCAACUUCAUCCACAAAGGAUUCUUACGGCUGCGGCAAUAAGCCGGCCGAUGUGGAGUUUGUAUUGGACUCCAGCGGAAGUAUAAUGUACAGUGACUUCCGGAAACAGCUAAAUUUUACGGAAAACUUGGUGGACUUGUUCGACAUUGGACAAAAUAAAACCCGUGUUGGAAUGGUCAGCUUCAGUACCCAAGUUAUCCCAGAAUUCAAGUUGGGUGAAUAUAACGACAAAAAGGACAUAAAACAGAAGAUACGGAGUGUCUGGUACCAGGGGGGAGGAACAAACACGGGGAAGGCGCUGAAUUACGUCAGAACACAGACAUUUCCGGUCAAUGACGGGAGACCCAAUGUCCCUCACAUAGUCAUUGUCCUCACGGACGGGAUGUCACAAGACUUCCGGUACACAGUACAGGAAGCAGCGGCGGCGCACAAUCAAGGAAUCACUGUAUUUGUGAUUGGGAUUGGAGAUCAGGUUGAUGAAAAAGAACUAAAAGCAAUAGCGAGUAAGCCGACGGACAACUUCAUGUUUGAGAUAGACAAUUUCGACGCGCUCCAAACCAUUAAAGAUAAGUUAGCCAUCAGAACUUGCAAAGUUCCACCUGCUACUCCGCCCCCGCCUACACCGCCCGCCAUCAAUGAGGAUGCUGUUCUAAAUGGCAAUGCUCAUUGCAGUCCUGAAAUGCCAGUGGAAUUAAAAGUGGCGCUUGACACUGCUGCCAUCGGUAUAGAUAAUUCUAAAUUUAUCUUGCGAUUUAUUGCCGAGUUAUCUGACCGCCUUGACCUGCCACAGAGCCAUUCCGAGAUCGAAACCGUGACCAAUGGUUGUGCCACCCAGAGCCUUGGUGAUAUAACGUUUGGUUCCGGACAUGACCGUGAGAAGAUAGAAAAGUCGAUGACAGACACUACACAGGGUAUUUCCUCCAUGAUGCGGAGAUUGCGGCAAAGUUUUAGUAGAGGCAACCAGAGGAAGAAAGUGGGUGUUGUGUUCAUGGGGGAGACGCUGAGCAACGGGGAAUACAGAAAAGCUUUACGUGAAACUACACGCGCAUCUUUCAUGGGGAUAAAAUUAUUUGUGGUAGGGGUAGGUGAACGAGUUAGUACAAGACAGACUCAAGUUUUGGCAGCAAGCUCCAACCAAGCUUUCUUUGCCGAAUCCUACGACAGUUUGCAUUUUGUUGAAGGACCAUUGUUACUAAAAAUUUGCACACUAAAAUGAUUUCUGUGAUGUGAUAUUUAUAACAUUGUAAAACUGUUUUACAAUUUAUUUACAAGUACAUGUAAUCCCACUGCAUUCGUAUUCCUUUGGAUAUAGGGAU